CAUGAAGUGUGGCCCCAGUAGCUCAAGUGCAUCUGCAGCCAGAGAGCUAGCAGGAAGUGCAGCUCGGGUGCCUCUCCACUCGUCUCAUCAAUGCAGCUUUCAUUCUCCCUCGGUGGGGCAAGAUGGAAGCUGUACAAAAGGACCACUGGUACUUCGUGGUACUCAUCUUUCUUCCUUUUCUUAAAGUUGCUGUCCCGCAGAAAGAUGCUGUCACGGUGCGUCUGGAGGAAGGAAUGGUGCUUGAGUGUUUGUGCCCCUGGGACGGCAACCUCAGCAUGGUGUCCUGGACCAAAAUACCAGACAAGGACCCGAUAGCUGUUUUCCAUCCAGAGUACGGCGUGGCCUUUUCGCACCAUUACCGGGAGAGGAUAGAGUUCCUCAAGAACACGCCUAUGGAUGGGAGUAUUUCCAUGAGGAACGUCACUCACCAGGAUAUCGGGCUCUACCACUGCUCUGUUCAGACCUUCCCUCAAGGCCCCUGGACGAGGAACAUUCAGGUGGAAGAUUUAGACGAGCCCCCAGAAGAAGACAACGGCACAGAGCCCCCCACCCUGGAGCCGAUCACGCCGGACAUGGAGCUGGUAGCCGAGGAGGACAACAACCUCACCAUCAGCUGUAACCACGAGCACAACGGCACCGUGUACCAGGUCAUUUUGGAGAAGAUGCCGCACGGCCACCCCUGGGGCAUCAUCGGAGUGUGCAAGAAGGUGGAAGGGGGCCUGCUGGCUGAGGACUACAGCGACAGGGGCAGGGUCAGUUGCACGGACAGCCUGGAUGUCAGCCUGCACCUGACAGGUGUGGUGCAGGAAGACGGAGGCUUCUACCGCUGCACCUUCAGCACAGACGCAGGGGUGCAGACCACCACAGUGCUGCUCACCGUGCCCCCUCCAGGUGGGUUCAGCCUGUCCACGUACAUGAUGUAUAUCUACAUCGGGGCUGGUGCUGCCGGGCUCGUUCUGCUUGUAGCCAUCAUCGUACUAGCAGUGAUUCACAGGAAGAAGACCAAGAGAGAGGAGUACAGAGUCAAACUGCACCCAUCUCAGAGACAGCCAAACUUCUACGAGAACAUCUCCUUACAUCCCAGGAAGAAACCCAGGCCGAUAAGAAACUGCCCGGUCUAUGCCAACCUGCAGAGCGUACAGUCGCACAAAGCCCGUCAUCAGCCUCAUUGCAAAUGAGCGGCGGUAAAUAAGAUGUACUGCUUGAUAAAUGGAGGCAGUGGCUGAGGCCGUAACGGAUAUGCAGGCUAUUCUGCUAAGAAACCAGACAAAUGUGGACAAGCUAAGAAAUGUGGAACGUUAAAAAAAAAAGGGACAAUAUAUAGUUUGGAAUCACACAAGUUUUUGGGGUGUUUUUUGCCUUCAUUCUCUCAUCAAGCUGUUGCCGGUGAAACUGUAGAAGCUGCAACUUGUACAUUUGACUGUGAUACUGUGUGGGUGACCGGUGGUACUGAAACUGAUGUGUGUGAGCUGCAAAAAGUGGUAUAAAUAAAAAAUGUGUCAUAACCACCA
Acanthopagrus latus (yellowfin seabream) is the source of this 1511-nucleotide messenger RNA. It is a transcript of the gene cd226, whose product is annotated as CD226 molecule. Bases 123 to 1178 code for a protein of 351 amino acids. Gene Ontology annotation, cellular component: external side of plasma membrane. Lineage: Eukaryota; Metazoa; Chordata; Actinopteri; Spariformes; Sparidae. The record is from RefSeq and is a predicted model, not a curated record. The transcript has 7 exons. Gene Ontology annotation, biological process: positive regulation of natural killer cell cytokine production; positive regulation of immunoglobulin mediated immune response; positive regulation of type II interferon production.